This is a messenger RNA of Helobdella robusta, 2844 nucleotides long. RefSeq lists its product as hypothetical. The transcript is spliced from 6 exons. The coding region runs from base 1 to 2844 and encodes 947 amino acids. Gene Ontology annotation, biological process: homophilic cell-cell adhesion. NCBI's taxonomy places the organism in Eukaryota, Metazoa, Annelida, Clitellata, Rhynchobdellida, Glossiphoniidae. Gene Ontology annotation, cellular component: plasma membrane. The record is from RefSeq and is a predicted model, not a curated record. Gene Ontology annotation, molecular function: calcium ion binding.
AUGUCAUGGGGACAGGCGUAUCACGUUGCACGCCACCUUCUAACGACAACAAACUUUUUAAUAAUGAUUGCCACUAAAAUUGUCAUUACUACUACUUCUACUACCAACACAGCUGCUGUUUCUGCUACUGCCGCUGCUACUCUUGCUACAUCAAGUUAUUCUAAAAUUACUCCAGCCACAAAUACCAGCAGAUUUUUUGACGGUACCAUUAAACCAGACUUGGCCGAUGAAAAUGAUUACUAUUAUCCUGAUUAUUUUAAAACAUUUGUCAAAGUGUUAAAAAAAAAUUCGGUUGAAAUAAACAAUCAACUCGGAGACAACAAAAAAGAUGUAGAAUUAAAUAACUUGAAAUACUCAUCCCCUCUCAGCACAGCGCGCACGCUGAUGAAAAAUUCGCGAAACAAAUAUGAGCAGCGGACAAAUGAAAAGAUUGAUGAGGUGAGGGCGAAGAACAGAGGAGCGGUUAAAUUGAGAAGAACAUCAGGUAGCGAAGGAGCUUUCAUGCAACAGCAGCAUGAAUCAUCUGGGCUCGCCUCGUCUGCUUUCAUCAUAAUCAACACAACUCAAAAAUCUCUAACCUUAUCGUCAACUUCAUCCUCAUCGUCGUCGUCAUCAUCGUCAAAUUCUUCAGCGUCUUUGUUGUCAUCCAUGUCUUUGACAUCAUCUUCGUCAUCUUCAUCGCUACCGCCAUUAUUUUCAAAUAGUCUUUCAAAUGGCAUAAAAGAAGAAUCUGUUUACGAAGAGGUGCGGAAAGGCUGGCAAUUGGCUGACCUAAUUAAUGACUGCGUCUUAUUGGAGAGAUAUUCAAACAUAAGUGAGGUCAAAUUCAAACUAAUCAAUCAACAACCGAGUUCAUCGCUUCAUGCAAUCGGAUUGGAUGAGAAAUUAGGUCACAUACGUGUCAUUGGUCGGCUGGAUCGUGAUGUUAUCUGUCAUGGAUUAGAACUCUGUCAGGUCCGUCUGGAUGUGAUCGUGAAGCCGGACCUCCAGAUGGUCAAGGUACUAAUCGACAUCUUAGACAUCAACGACAACUCGCCGCAGUUUGCGAACAGCGUGCGAACGAUAAAUCUUAGCGAAACUACACCCAUCGGCUCGACUAUCCGUCUCGAUAUGGCAGCCGAUAUCGAUUCGAGUAGAUACGGUAUCGCGAGAUAUUAUAUCAAAGAGAGUGUGGCUACUGCUGCUGCUGCUGUUCAGAAUGAUAAUAAGAAUAUAAACGUUGAUAUGAGAUUGGCGUUUGAAGAAAAUCUGCAACUGAAUUUUCUAAACAAUGACUCUAACAAAAAUAACAAUUCUGGUCACAACAACAUUCACAUAGAUGAUAGUAGUAGUAGUAGUAGUAGUAAUAAUAAUAAUAAUAAUAAUAAUAAUAAUAAUAACACCAACAAUAACAACAACGACGACAAAUAUUUUUUCAAUUUGGUCCUACAAUCCAAAUCCGACUUGUCGAAGGAGUUGCUGUUGGUUGUCGCAAAACAACUGGACAGGGAAUUAGUUGCUGAGCAUCAUUUGAAGAUAAUAGCGAUGGACCGAGGCAUACCGCCAAAAAACGGUACGAUGGAUAUAACGAUUUCUCUACUUGACGCCAACGACAACAAACCGAUAUUCGUGUCGGAUUAUUACGAGGCCACCCUCCCUGAAAUGGACGACUACAACAUGGUCAGGGUUGUACGCGUCCAUGCAACCGACGCAGAUACCGGCGAGUUCGGAAGGGUUCGAUACUCGUUGCGGGCGGCAUCAUCGAUUAAUAACGCUGUCAUCACCUUCAGGGCGAGCAGGGACAGCGGUCAAAAAAUGAAAACUGCAAGGUCCAUCCACACCAACCAACAUGAUGAUCAAACUAAUUGCAAUAAUAGUUUUUUGAGUGCUAACAAUAUCAGAAGAAACAGUAGUAGUUUUGGUGAUAGUAGCGAUGUAAGUGCCGCCAGCGACGAGUUGUUUACUUAUAAAAAGCACAGAAGAGACGUCACUCAUAUCAACUCAAGCAUCCGACCAAAACAUCAGCCUCAACCGCACAAGCACAAACAAUCAAACAAGAAACGCAAACAGCACAAACAGAAAAAUUCAUCCACGUCACAAAUGACGUCAUCGUCAGCAGCCUCCUUAGCACCAUCAUUAUCAUCACCAUUUUUUUCUUCGGCAUCAUCUAUGCCGUUCAGAAUCGACGAAUUGACCGGUCAGAUAUUCGUAAUCGGUAGUCUCGAUUUUGAAGCGGCUUCCAUCCACAAACUCAUCGCGAUUGCUAGCGACUCGGAACCGACUCACACCGCCGAGGCAAUUGUGGUCAUAAAAAUAGUCGACAUCAACGAUAAUGUACCAAUCAUUCAGUUCCACACUCUCAAAUCAACCAACUCAAACCUCGCUCAAAUAACCGAGAACGCUCCGAGCAACACUUUUGUGGCUCGGAUGGUCGUUACUGACGCAGAUAGUGAACUGAACGGAGCUUUCGACUGCUACAUAAGAAGCGGUAGAAGCAACCAUCAUGACGCCAGCUUCACGGAUAACUCGGGUGUCGGUAUUAGGGAGGAGCACUUCCAACUCAUCAAAAUCGAAUCUCACGUCGAUAACUUUGCUGCCAGUAAAGCAUCGAGUUACGUCGAUGAUGUCACUGACGAUAGCGACGACGACGACUACAGCGACUACAGCAGCAACAGCGGUAGUGAUGUGGCAGGCAACGGCAACGUGAUAGAGUACCAGGUUGUGACCACAGAGGCAAGUUUCGACAGAGAGGCUGUGGCUACCAAUAAUAAUGAUGAUAGAAAUGAUAACGAUUAUAAUAGUGAUGGCAUUGAAUAUGAUGAUAACAAAAUUGGUAAUGAGAAUGGUAUUGAUAAAAAUGACUAA